This is a messenger RNA of Pelmatolapia mariae (spotted tilapia), 6250 nucleotides long. It is a transcript of the gene stox2a, whose product is annotated as storkhead box 2a. Lineage: Eukaryota; Metazoa; Chordata; Actinopteri; Cichliformes; Cichlidae. Bases 1271 to 4378 code for a protein of 1035 amino acids. The transcript is spliced from 4 exons. Gene Ontology annotation, molecular function: RNA polymerase II transcription regulatory region sequence-specific DNA binding. The record is from RefSeq and is a predicted model, not a curated record. Gene Ontology annotation, biological process: regulation of transcription by RNA polymerase II. Gene Ontology annotation, cellular component: nucleus; cytoplasm.
CAUGCUCACGCAGAAUCGCGCGCAGCAGGCGGAUGCGCGCAUACACUCUCUCUCACACACACAUACACACACACACACACACACACACACACUCACACAGUCUCUCACACACACACACAUACUCACACACCCUUCCUGGAGGUGCUGGGAGCAGCUGCAGCAUUAGCGUUGAAAGAGAUUUGCCGUUGACUGGAGUUUGCAUCCCCCCCCGUUAAUGAAUGGAUGCUACGGCGAUCAGCUCAGGAGCUUCUUCCGUCGGAUUGCGGGAUAUGGUGGAUAUCUAUUCUUGAAUUUAUUUAUUUAUUUCUAUGCUCUCCAUUUUUUUCUCCCCACCCUCUGCUGGUGUGCUGUUGUCGAAAGGACGAUGGGGUCUUGUGCUUGAUCGGAUAAAGAUGGAGGUGAACGUGGCGUCUCCGCUGCUUGGCAUACUAUUGAGGUUUCACUGCCCAUUAGGGUGAAUGGAGCUUUUAUUUCUGUGUUUUUUGAAGCGGGCUCUUUUGUUUUACGGGGAUCGGCCGAGCACUCCUGUGGUGAAUUGAGCUAUUGUCGAAGACUGGGCCUCUCUUAAGCUUUGAAUCUUUGACCAUCCAUCCGUCCCCUGCCUCUCUCCCCCUGCUACCUUCUACUCGAAAGGAACAAGCAGAUCCCAAAAACCUCCGCUGAAAUCUUCCCUCACCGUCCUCCUUCUUUCCAAUGCCCCAUUUCCCUCAUCUCUACCCCUGCCCCCCCACCUCUCUCCUGCUCCCUCCUCCCACAUCAGAGUGGCUACGUAAUGUGCCUCCCUACGCAUGCAAAUGGGGAUGCUACGAAUGGUGGCUGGGACUGAUGUCGAUGAAAGGGUGAUGCCUCGCGCAGUCACCUGCACCUCUGCUGCCACUGCCAUCAAUCCAGAUCAGCCUGGGAGAGCCCAGCAGCCGAUGACAACCACCCACAGUGCGAACACGGUCGUUUGUAGCUUGCUCGUGGAUGUAAAUGAGACAUGUGUAUGUGUGUGAAGGAGCACACUGGUUCCUGCCAUGUCUGGUGUGUGAUCGCUCUAGCGGGACGUUCUUACUAAUGCGGGGGAGGCACUGAGCCCGAGGUUUGUCGACCUCCCCCUGCACACACCCCCCUUCCCCCUUUCCCCUUCUCCCUCCUUCCCUCCCCCCCUUCCCUCCCACCCCAUUCCACCCCCCUCCCUCCAACCUUAUCCCGAGAAGCCCAAGGGGGGUGAAGACCACCUGGUUUAAAAAAAGAAAAAAAAAUAAGAUUUUAAAAAAAGGGGGUCACGAUGAAGAAGAACCGCAGCAGCAAUCUGCGGCGGGCCUGGCCCAGCUCGGAGCUCGCCGAACGCCCGCUGGAGCACAACCUCUCUCGUAGUGAGAAAGACAUCCGUGUGCAGAAGCAGCAUCUUCCUCCGCCUCCUCCCCCUCAUUUCUCUCCAUCCCCGCCAAGUUAUCGUGCGCCAGGUGACGUGUCUCCGAUCAGUAUGUCACCUAUCAGCCAGUCACAGUUCAUCCCGCUGGGAGAGAUCUUGUGCUUGGCCAUCUCUGCUAUGAAUUCUGCCCACAAGCCUGUCAACCAGGAGGCACUGGUGGAGCACCUCACUGCCAGCUUCCCAGGUGUGCCUACACCCAGCUCAGAGGUUUUGCGACAUACCCUAAACAUGCUGGUGCGAGAGAGGAAGAUCUACCCAACUCCAGAGGGCUACUUCAUUGUCACUCCCCAGACCUACUUUAUCACUCCUUCUCUCAUCAGAACAAACAACAAGUGGUAUCACCUGGAUGAUCGACUGCAAGAGCGUCCACAGCAGCAGCAGCAGCAGCAGCAGCAACAACAACAGCAGCAGCAGCAACAACAACAACAACAGCCACAGCAACAACCUCAGCAUUGUGCUACACCUCAGUCUGGCAAUGCCACACCAUCCACGCCUGGCUGUCUGAGGGAGAGGCCUCCUCGCAAGAAUAACAAUGAUUCGUACAAUUCCUAUCGCGAAGACCCAUCCAAACAUCACCCCCCUGCACUCCCGAGCAAGUCACCAAAGGAGCACAGGGGAGAUUCCUAUCAAAGUAAGCCACCCAAGGAUCACAGCGGCGGGGAUCCUCCGCCGAGUGCGUCAGCCAAGGAGCACCGAGGUGAGCCGCCAUCGUACCCCCAUCCCCCGGCUCCCACCUCUCCCCCUGCCCAGCAAUCGCCGUCUCAAGAUCCAGCUGAUAAGGGCAAAAGCAUCACUUCUUUCCCCUAUAAAACUGACACUCUGACCAAAAAGAAAGAAGGAAGUGGUGGGGGCGGCGGAAGCGGCGAGAAGCAAUCCAAAAGGUUCGGACUCAGGCUCUUCAGGCUGAGUUUUAAGAAGGACAAAAUGAGGCAGCUGGCAACCUUCUCAGCCCAGUUCCCUCCGGAGGAGUGGCCGCUUCGUGACGAGGAUGUGCCAACCACACCCAUCCCCCGCGAGGUGGAGAUGGAGAUCAUUCGCAGAAUCAACCCCGAACUAACGGUGGAGAAUGUUGCGAGACACACGGCUGUGAUGAAGAGGUUAGAGGAAGAGCGCACGCAGAAGAACAAGGCAGGGUCUUCAGCCCAGCACAGCGCACGCAGCAGGAGGGGCAGAGGCCACCGGAGGGCUCCACAUGGUAAGUCCCGCUCUCAUAGCAAACCGCGGACCUCCAGGGGAGACCCAUCUGAGGGUUCAAACUGGGAUCUUGUGUUCAUGGAAAGGGAUUACCGCUUCUUUAGCCACUCGUUAGUUCGCUCACCCCGAGAGGCUAUGUACACCUUGGAGCGCAGGCGAAGUGGCGGCGCGACAUACCUGGUCCACAGCAACCCCAACAUCACUGAGUCAUACUGCCCUGUUACCCCUGAGUGGGAUGUGUCUGGGGAGCUAGCUAAGAGACGGACAGAGAUGCCCUUCCCCGAGCCUUCACGUGGAACAUGCCAGUCCAGAGUGCAAAGGAGUCACAGUCACAAUCAGGACAGGAAGUCUCGUCACGAGAGGUCAGAUCAGGCGAAAGAACGAUCUCGGUCCAUGGACAAUUCUCUAAAAGGCCCGUCACUGGGUGCACCAGAAGACUUUGAACCAAGUCUGGAGGAGCGUAGUCAUUACUACACUGAUGAUGGCACCCUGCGGGCCACGCAGAAGUCCUCCCAUUACUCAAGGAUCAUGUUCUCUGCUGCUAAGUUCCACUCUGAUUUCAAUGUGCCUGAUUUGGGGAAAGGGAGUUUGGAUGAGUCAAGGAUCCGGAGUACAAUGGAGAGGAACAAAAGCAGAGACAGCCUGCCAACGUACAAUGAGCUAAUGGGACUUUCUUCUAAGCCCUCAACAGAUGAGUACUUCCAGUGCAAUACGUCAAAUGAAACAAUCUUAACUGCCCCUUCGCCUCAGGCAAAAUCAGAAUAUGACACAUUAACCUCAUCAGGGGGACUCCGAAAGGGCUCUCCGGCUGACCGCCAAACGCCUCACCUCACCUCUCCUCACACGAUGGAGUACAAAGAGGACUUGUCGGCAGCAAAAGGACAGAACGGCUCAACGCGACUGACGCCAAGCCAGACGCCGGAGCCGGCGCAAAAUGCCCGUUUGACGCCACACCAACACAAUGUAGAUCCCGGAGGGGGAGGAGGUGGUAUGGUGAUCAAGAGGAAAGAAAUCUUCAGCAAGGACACUUUGUUCAAACCUCCACACAAUGCCUUGUCCAGCGGCUACGUGGACAGCAGCUACACCAAGUCUGGCACAUUGCGGAAAGCCUCACAUGCCAAAUCAACAGAGGCCCUAGACAAUCCUGAGCCCCAGCAGCCUUCCAAUUCAGCGACUUCCUCAGCGUCACCUGCAGUUUUACAGGGCUGCUUAGAGCCAACAGUCCCCUCCGCCUCCUUUGACUAUUAUAAUGUAUCCGACGACGAGGACGAGGAAGAGCCAGAGGAGGACUCGCACAAAGAGUUGGCUUCGGCAGAGGACAACAAAGACCACGGGGAAGGGGGUGGUAAUGGUGGAGGCAGUGGUGGUGGUGGGGAGGGAACCAUGCAGUGGCUCCUGGAACGGGAGAAGGACCACGAUCUGCAGCGAAAACUGGAGACCAAUCUGACUUUACUCAGCCCCAAGGAGACAGAGAACAGCAGCAGCCAGAAGUCAGCCCACUCUGCCCGUUUGGACAGCAUGGACAGCAGCAGUGUCACGGUGGACAGUGGAUUCAACUCCCCCAGGACACGUGAAAGCCUUGCAUCCAACACAUCCAGCAUAGUGGAAAGCAAUAGACGGCAAAAUCCAGCGCUGAGCCCCGGCCACAUUGGCACCAGUAGUAUCGGACUGCCAUUCAGCUUUCGCACCAUCCCAGAGCCCCCCACCACACAGCCUGAGAAACUCCAGAAGUCAUCGAACUGCCUGGCCUCCAUCACCAGCGUCUGACAGGCAGCACAGACUGAGACCAUAACGGUGGUGGAGGAGAGAGGAAAGUGGGGUGCUUCACCAGUUUUUUCCACCCACGCUUUCCUCAACCAAUACACACACAUAAACACUCACACGCGUACAUCUUCAGACUCCUGAGAAUCCAUUUACUGGGACUGUUAUAAAAACAGGCAUGGCUUCAAUAGACUGUUCCCACAGCUUCAAGAACUUAACUGCAAAAAACAGAAGAAAAACUACAGAAUAUCCAGACAACUGUAGGUGAAGGAACCUACCUGAAGUACUUUGAUUUUGGUGACAUGGACUCUAGUUUGGCUUAUAUCAAGAUUCUUGACUAUUGGUAUUGGAAAGUAGUAGACUAUAGGAUUCAAGUUACAUUUGGAAAUAUCAAGGAAAAAAAACAACUUUUUAUAUUGCUUAACAAUACAUGUCCAAUUAAAUGUUCUCCUUCCUGAAAUAGUUCUUCAGGACGAUUUAAUGUAUCAGCACAAUGUCAAGAUAAUAAAAGUUGAUCCUGAGAACAACAAAUGAAAGAUAUUAACACAUAAAUCAGCUCAGAUUUGUGUACCGCAAUGCAAAUUAUGUAUGUAUACUCGAUACUUUUGAUAUCCUAAUUAUUAUAAUGGUGGUAUUAAAGAUGCUAUGUGACCAAAAAUGAUGUUUGGGUAAAAUUAGCUGCACCUCACCGCCCACACAGGCAUUGCAGAAGAUCAAACGGCUCUUGCAGCGCAGCGUGGUUUUGUGUCUGAUUUUUAGAGCUUUUCUUCAUAUCACAUGUGAUGUUCAGGAAAAAGCAGAUGUUUAAAUUUCAUUUUUGCCUCAGGACCUGAGUGUUGGCCUAAAAGCUGAAGUCAUAGGUAACCGCACUCUUUCAACGCUCAUGCUGAAGUUGUUUUGGAGCGCUCAGUAGUCUAAUCAUAAUAUUCCCGAGCAGAUGGAGUGUGUUACCUGUGUUUUAUCUGCUUAAUGAAAGGUAAAAAUGUGUUGCAAUUUGGGAAAAAUUGGGCAGAUUUGCAAUAGCUGAAUCAGUUGUGGAUUUUUGUGAAAAUUUUUGUUGGUACUUUUAUUCUUUUUUAAAUUUCAGUAAGUAGGUCGUUCCUGUGGCUUACACGUUAGCCUGCCAAGCAAAAGAUCCAUGGCGUGAUUCCACAAGGAGAUGCACAUCGUUUUGGGGUUACAUCUGGUGUAAAUCUCAAACGUGCUGUGGUGACGCCCUGCAAAUAAGAGAGUAGCUGACAGUCACUUAGUACAUAAAAGUUCCUGUUAAAAGUCUCAAACUGACCAGAGGUGAUUAAUCAGUUAACUAAAAAUCAACCUUUCUGAUGAAAGUUUUGGUUGAUCUUUGACCAAAAAAAUUCUAAAAACUUGUUUCUGCUCUCACUAUGUUUUUUCGAGAGGGCUUCUCAUAGUCCAUUAUUAGUCUCACAAAACGACUCACUGUGGGCUUUGAGUGGACUUUGAGGACUUUUGAUGAUCAGAUGGUAAAAAAGAGAAUAUUAAUUAGAUCAAUCAAUAAUGAAAUUCAUUAUUAGGUUUAUGCCUACACAUGGUGCACUAAGGCAGAGUACAUAAACUGUAUGAGUACAGCUACAGUAACUCAGCAGUUGUUGAUGUUUGUUUAGAGAAAAAAAAGGCACGGGGAUUUUCACUUUUUUUUUUUUUUUUUUUGACCACAAAAUCAGUCAUUUAUAACUCUAUAACACAAAAGGUGUCUUGCAAAGCUGAAACUGUAAGCCCAGCACUACUGCCUUAAAGGGCAUAAAGUCUUCCAACCAAGUGGGAGGAGCUGUAGUCUCUAUGGUAUUCAUUUAAAAAGCCUUUCCUCCAAUUCAAAACAAAAAUGUUUCAGAUCUCUAUCAGGUUUCAAAGCCUUUU